UAGUUUUGAUAAAUAUUAAUUAUACACAAACGUAUCGCCAGUAUUGUGUUUAUUUUAGUGCGAAGCGCCCGUAGGUGUUCAGCUGUAUUUAAUCAGAAUCAAAUGAAACAUGUCUAACCACAUCUAUCUGCGCAUGCUCGGGUAUGCCAUCACCAUCCCACUGCAUGUCACCAACAUGGUAGUGAUGCUAUCCUCCUUCAAGGGGGAGGUGAUGAACGACCCCAUAGUCUACCACUUCAGCCAAAUGCAAGUGUUUUUCUUCACUUGCUGGACUUUCAUCUUUCAGACGGUAUUCGCGUCUUUUAGUUUGUACUACGACCUGCAGACUCUAAAAAAUGCCCACACAGACUACAAGCCGCCCAAGAUUGUUGAUUUCAUCCGCCAAGAAGCGUUUUCAAGUAUCGUCUGGCCGUCCACAUUCUUCGUGUUCUCAGUCUUCUGGUUAUUCUUCGCGUACGACCGGAGUCUGUUCUACCCUGCCAACAUAGAUAAGGCUAUUAGCGACACGUCCAACCACAUCAUGCAUACAUGGAUAUUCCCGAUAGCCCUCUGGGAGAUGAUGUUCUACCACAGGAGUAAGCCGAAGAACUCCUGGAUGCGGUUAGCAGUCACUUGGAUCGUUGAGGUUACGUAUAUCUCUACAUUGAUUUACGUCUACGCUUCCUAUGGGGCCUGGGUGUACCCUAUAUUCGGCAAAUUACACGGUUCUUUAUGGUUCCCGCUGUUUUUUGUCGCAUCUGCAGGCAUUUUGGCAGUUGCAUACCAUCUACAGUGGUAUUUAUAUUCAAUUUUUUGGAGAACAGUACCUAAAUUGUCUGAGAAAGCACCGUGAUUGUGAUUCUUAGUAGUAUUACUAGAUGGCGUUGUUUAAUGUUAAGCGUUGUACUAUAACUUGUAUUUUAGUUUGAUAAAACUGUAAAUAGUUUUUACCUUG
Molecule: messenger RNA, 934 nt
Organism: Manduca sexta (tobacco hornworm)
Lineage: Eukaryota; Metazoa; Arthropoda; Insecta; Lepidoptera; Sphingidae
Product: androgen-dependent TFPI-regulating protein
Exons: 5
Coding region: 110-832 (240 amino acids)
Cellular component (GO): endomembrane system; membrane
Source: RefSeq, a predicted model, not a curated record